AUGAGCGAGUCGACGCCCAGGUCCGAGGCGCUGCAGCCCAGGAGCGGGGCCGCCGCUCCGCUCUCCGGCAGCUGCAGCAUGGAGAUAUCGGCCCGUGGGCAGUGCUUCCUCCUGUUCGAGUCGCUUCCCGUAGUAUUGAAGGAUGGAGUACCACAGAGUCAGGGCCUUGUAGUAGCAGUUGCUAUCAGUUAUUGUAUUCCGUACUGAGGGGCCGCCGAUCCAGCGGGGAAAUUGAAUUUUGAC
Gaeumannomyces tritici R3-111a-1 is the source of this 243-nucleotide messenger RNA. RefSeq lists its product as hypothetical. Bases 1 to 207 code for a protein of 68 amino acids. The transcript has a single exon. The record is from RefSeq and is a predicted model, not a curated record. Lineage: Eukaryota; Fungi; Ascomycota; Sordariomycetes; Magnaporthales; Magnaporthaceae.